Molecule: messenger RNA, 1095 nt
Organism: Dracunculus medinensis (Guinea worm)
Lineage: Eukaryota; Metazoa; Nematoda; Chromadorea; Rhabditida; Dracunculidae
Source: the annotation of a GenBank genome assembly
AUGAAGGAUAAAUGUAAAAAUGGUACUUUUAAACCGACGAAUGAGCAAUGCAGAAUUCAAAAUGCAGGUGAAAGUGGUGCAGUUACCGUUGAGCCCAUUCAUCGUCCUCAGCGAUAUCGUUUACCCAGUCGCCGAGUCGGUUCUCCUAUUGCUGAAUCAGUGGCAAUGAAGGAGAACCCACUGUCAAAGUUUCGAUUCGAUAUGGAUGAAGCGAACACAGAAAGAAAAGGCAGCGAUAAAGAAGAGAAAGACAAUCAUUCAAGGCAAUUGUUUCAAGCAGUUGAGAAGAUAGAACAAAAGAACAUUAGCUUUCGACGACCGAUUUCUACUCGUCUUCGUUUCCCUGAUAAACGGUUGGAUUCAUCUGGUAUUAUAUCUCAACAUGCAACAUUCGAAACUACUUCAAAAGAAUCAUUGUUUACCACUUCUCGUUUAAGAAAAAAGCAUGCAACUUGCGCGAUUUUUUCUUGUUGCGGUGAUUCUACGACUUUUAAUAUUGCCAGAGACUGUGAUGCAUCAGUUAAAGAAGGCACUGAUAUAAUUGCUUCGAACUCAGCAUCGAAAAAAGAAGGAACAAAUUUUGAAAGAGAUUCGUUGCAAACUUCAAAAAACGAUACAAAAAAGAAGAAAUUCGAGAAAAGUAUCACAAAAAAGAUCCUACAUGAAAACAUUAAUUUGAAAAAGACCAUAAAAGAGUUAAAAAACAAAAUAAAAGAAAUUCAAAAAUAUCAAAAUAACGUUAAUCAGUUGAUAUGUGAGCGUGAUAAAUUGCUUAAUGAAAAAGUACAUAAUGAUAUCCUUUACGAAAUGCAAUCUGAACUUAUUCACAAGCAAACAAUUACGAUAGAAAAUCUUCGGUUGGAAAAUCGUAAAUUAAAUGAGAAGCAACAAAGAUUAUUGCAAAGAAAUUUCGAUCAGUGGGCUAUGCAUUUAGAUUUCGGUAGCAGUAAUGGUAAGCAGUUGGAAAUAAUGGAGUCAAUUAUUGUUGAAGAUGAUGCAAAUAUUUCUAGCGCUUUACAUGACCAAAAUCAAGAGAAAGCUUGUGAUGAAACGAAAAUUAAGUGGUCUAACGAUUCGUGGAUGUUAAACUGUUAG